Molecule: messenger RNA, 960 nt
Organism: Cetraspora pellucida
Lineage: Eukaryota; Fungi; Glomeromycota; Glomeromycetes; Diversisporales; Gigasporaceae
Source: the annotation of a GenBank genome assembly
AUGAAUGACGAGAAUCAAUCCUUGCAACAAGAAGAACUCUUUGCACUGACAUCAAUUUUUGGAACCGAUUCAUUUAAAGUUAACAAUAUCGAUGAAUUAGAAGAAUUCAAAUCUUAUUCUUUCAAAUUAUCUUUAGAAAAUGAAUCUACAUCUACUUUCCAGUCAAGUCGUUCAGAGAAUUCACUUACUUUGCAAUUCUAUCUUCCAAAAGAUUAUCCUACUUCGCAACCAACGUAUGAAAUAACAAGUCUAUACUGUGGAACUUUAAAGAUUGAUAAUAAAUUAAGAAAUGAGAUUGAUAAAAGAUUUAAAGAAUUAUUUGUUCCAGGUGAUGUGGUACUUUUUGAAUGGAUUGAAUUUUUAAGAGAGUUUAUGCAGCAAAAACUUGAACAGCAGCUUGAUAAAAAAAUACAAAGAGAAAUUAAAGAAGAAUUAAUAGUUGAUUAUAAAAUAAUAACAGAAGAGUAUGACGAACAAAAAUUUUUAGAUGAAUCCGCAGAUUUUUCUGUGAUAAAAUCAGGUGAACCGUUAGAACACAAAAAAUCUGUAUUUAUAGCUCAUUUGGCAUCAGUGCAUAACGUACAAGAGGUACAAAUUGUUAGAAAUACAUUAUUAUCAAAGAAAAAAAUUGCUAAAGCAACACAUAAUAUAAUGGCAUAUAGAAUUGUGCAAGAGAAUGGGGUGAUAUUACAAGAUAAUGAUGAUGAUGGGGAAACUGCAGCCGGUAGUAGGUUGCUUCAUUUAUUACAAAUUCUUGGUGUUAAAAAUGUAAUAGUAGUUGUUUCAAGAUGGUAUGGUGGUAUAAAGUUGGGACCAGAUCGGUUUAAAGAUAUAAAUAAUUGCGCGAGAGAUUUACUUGAUAAAUAUGGAUAUAUACAAAAUAGCAGUAAUAUCAAUCCGUCUGCAUCCAUGUUGUCAAAUAACAAAAGUGAAAGAACAAAAAAGGAUAAGAAAAAAUAG